AUGGUCCUUCCCUCUUAUACGCUCGCCGUGGCAUCAAUUGCCGCCGGCUUCGCCGAGGCUGGACCUCUGAGCCUUGGUGCCUCUGCCGAUUUCGGGCCUUCUUCCCUCUUUGAGAAAAUCAAUGUUCCCUCCCAGUGGAAGUUAUCCGGAAUUCCCAACCCUGAUACCAUGAUGAAGAUGCAAAUCGGGCUUAAGCAAAAAGACAUGGCCGGUCUCCGGAAGAAGCUCAUGGACAUUUCAAACCCCAAAAGCGCCAACUAUGGAAACUGGCUUUUGAAAGACGAGCUAGAGACUUUCACUUCCCCUUCCGAAGAGAGCGUCAAGUCAGUAAAGACCUGGUUGACUUCAUUCGACAUAGAGGAUGACGCCAUCAGCCGGCCUACCCCUGACUGGCUAGAAGUCAAUGUUCCCAUCAGCCCGGCCGAAGGCAUGCUUAGAUCCAAGUAUGGCAUGUAUAUCAACGAUGCCGCGGGCCGGUCCAUCGUACGGACAACUGAGUAUUCUAUCCCCGUAGGUCUUCACCGCCACAUCGACACGUUUCAGCCUACUACAGGUUUCAACCGAAAUGGAGGCGCUCGCUUAAGCAAGGAAAUUCAAGCAGAUCCAGCAAAGAGGAAGCGGCAAAACGGUUGCAGCUCCGGACACAUCACUCCCUCUUGCAUUCGAAGCUACUACAAUGUCGACCACACCUCACAAGGCAGAGCAAGCCUUGCAGUCACGGGUUUCAUCGAGUAUUCCGUCAGUCACGACGACGCUGCCCAGUACCUCAGCAGCUACCAGCCGUCUGCCGAGGGAGCCAACUUCCAAGAUGUUUCCAUUUCCGGAUUCACAAACAACCCCAACAAUGCUACAGUCGAAGGCAACUUGGACACUCAGAUCGCCUUGUCUCUCGGCUACCCAAACACCGUGGCCUAUCUUGCGGUUGGUCCUGUUUCAGGCCAAGUCUGGCGCGAACCGUUCGCAGACGAGCUCAUCAACUUCGGCAACUACCUCAACUCUGUCUCCGACCCGCCCACUUCCGUAUCUACCUCAUACGGCGCAGAAGAGCAGGCCCUGUCCUCAAACUACCUUGACCGUAUCUGCAACGAGUUCAUGAAGGCCGGCUCAAGGGGCAUCUCCAUCUUCUUCGCCUCGGGGGACUUUGGCGUCGGCGGCAACGGCCAGCAAAACUGCAACAGCGGCUUUUAUGCCCUCUUCCCCGCGUCAUGCCCCUACGUAACCUCGGUGGGUGCCACUCAGUUCAGCAACGGCGACGAGGUUGCUGCUGCUUUCCGGGCAACGGCUCGACAGGAGUCAGCCGAUACCGCAGCCUAUGCCCAGGACCACCUCGACUCUAGCUACGACGGCUACUACAAUCCCAACGGACGCGGCUACCCCGAUGUGGCCCUAGUUGGCGAGAGCUACGACAUCGUUCUCAACGGCAGGGUCGACUCUGGCGCGUACGGCACUUCAGCCUCCUCUCCCGCGUGGGCCGCUCUCGUUUCGCUCAUCAACGACCAGCGCAUCGGACAGGGCAAGGCGCCCUUGGGAUUCCUGAACCCGCUCCUUUAUUCCAGCGGCCGCUCCGCUUUGCGCGACAUCACUGAUGGCAACAAUCGAGGGUGUGGUACUGAUGGUUUUCCCGCGGCUCAGGGCUGGGACCCUGUGACUGGUUUGGGGACGCUCGACUUCUCCAAGCUUACGCGGGCUCUCCCAUAA
Molecule: messenger RNA, 1698 nt
Organism: Metarhizium album ARSEF 1941
Lineage: Eukaryota; Fungi; Ascomycota; Sordariomycetes; Hypocreales; Clavicipitaceae
Product: family S53 protease-like protein
Exons: 2
Coding region: 1-1698 (565 amino acids)
Biological process (GO): proteolysis
Molecular function (GO): serine-type endopeptidase activity; tripeptidyl-peptidase activity
Source: RefSeq, a predicted model, not a curated record